AUGAACAAGCUUCAUCUCGCUGUCCUUGUUGCCUGCGCUUUAUGUGCUUUGACGACGGUUCAAGCCGCCCCCGCUCCAGAAGUGAAGCCAGAAGAAGCCCUCAGCUUUUUGGAUUUGAGUAAGCUAUCCGAGGAGCAGAAGCAAGAAUUGAUAGAGCAUAUCAUAAGAGCACAAAGAGAAUCCGAGCAAAUCGAAGAUGAAAAUUUGGAUAUGAAUAAGAGAGCCCAGACCUUUGUGAGGUUUGGAAAGCGUGCUCAGACAUUCGUUCGAUUUGGUAAAAGAGCUCAAACAUUCGUCCGUUUCGGAUAA
Molecule: messenger RNA, 309 nt
Organism: Auanema sp. JU1783
Lineage: Eukaryota; Metazoa; Nematoda; Chromadorea; Rhabditida; Rhabditidae
Source: the annotation of a GenBank genome assembly